This is a messenger RNA of Thermothielavioides terrestris NRRL 8126, 924 nucleotides long. RefSeq lists its product as uncharacterized. The coding region runs from base 1 to 924 and encodes 307 amino acids. The record is from RefSeq and is a predicted model, not a curated record. Lineage: Eukaryota; Fungi; Ascomycota; Sordariomycetes; Sordariales; Chaetomiaceae. The transcript is spliced from 2 exons.
AUGGAAAGCAUCAAAGAGGAGACGGUGCGAUCCCAGCUCCCAGACUUGAGUCUGGCCGAGUUUGACUUCCUGGAUUCAUCUUUUUUCCGCGAUGCGGGCCGCAAGCUACCGAGCCCAGAAGAAGUCCUGAAGGCGACUGGGAAGGAGAUGGGCGAUGACGGAGUCUACCAUAUUCGAGAAAUAGGUGUGCUGGUUAAAUAUGGCCACAGAUCGCGAGUCCACUUGGACGAAGCCCUGGCACUGCGCUUCAUCAAUAAAACAUUUCCUGCCGACCAGGUCCCUGCCCCAGAGGUGUUUGGGUGGAGGACCGCUGGCGGACCGGGUUUCGAGUCAACCUUCAUCUACAUGAGUUUUCUCCCAGGCCAGACGCUUCGCGAUGCUUGGCCAACUCUCAGCCACGAGGAGAAGUCACGCAUAUCCCAUCAGCUGGCUGACGUUGUGAGACGGCUGAGAACCGUGCAACAAGAUCCCACAGACCAAUUCAUCGGCUCCUUGCACCGAGGGCCGGUCCAGGACAUCUACUUCAGCCCCGACCAGCACAGAGGCCCGUUCGCCACCGCCCGAGAGUUCCACGACUUUGUGCAGCUUGUGUCGGCAGCCGCAAUACCGGUCGAAAAGAGGCUUCCCGAGCCGUACCGGGACAUGCUCCCCGAUACCGCCCGGAUAUGCCUAACACACGGUGACCUCCAUCUCGGAAAUAUCCUCGUUGCUAGGUCACCGGAGGAUAACCGAAUCAGCCUCUCGGGAAUCGUGGACUGGGCACAGGCAGGUUGGUACCCCGAGUAUUGGGAGUACUGCAAGGCCAUGAUCGUUGGACCCUACGGCGACGAGUGGAGAGAUGAUGGAUGGAUAAACAUCGUGCUCCGGCCUUGGGAGGACGAGUAUGAGGCGUUUGACUUUUACUGGCAUUCCCGGUGCCCCUGA